AUGUCUGCCCAGGUCACCGAGGUCAACCAGACCACCACCACCACGGCCGGUAGCACGCCACCCCGUCGCAACUCAGACCCGGCGCUGGAAAUCCACAACCAGCACCAGCAUCAACAUCUGCACCACAGUGCUCGUGUUGAUGUCAAGGGUCACGACGACAACGUAACCUACACCAGGACCGGAGAGACGACCGUUCCGCACCAGAGCCACCUCCACGAGCACUCCGUUGAGCCCCAUGACAUUGAGAAGGGCGACAAGCUCAGCGGACCCCCUGAUUACGAUGGCGAGAAGACCGGCGUCGUGGCCUCCAACGAUGAGGAGGAGGAGAAGAAGCCCUCCAAGUUCAAAAUCCUCUACCGGAGGUACAAGUGGGUUUUCCACAUCCUCCUCUUCUGCUUCUUCACCGGCUGGUGGAUUGCCUCGCUCAUCGAGCACCGCAAUGACAAGAACUGGGUCAUUCCGUUCCUUGUCUGGCUCUGCAUUUCCCUCCGCCUCCUCUUCUUCUACGUCCCGAGCUCGUACGUCUCCCGGCCGAUCAAAUUUGUGUGGCAACACACUGCUCUCGUCAUCUACAACGCCAUUCCUGCCAAGUUCCGGACUGUCGCUGGCGCUGCCGUGACGCUUGCUGUCAUGCUCGUUGGCUCGUUCGUUUCGGAGGAGUCGGCCGAUAACAACCGCGAGAACCGUGCCGUUUCCAUCUUCGGUCUCAUCGUCAUCCUGGCCUGCUUCUGGAUUACUUCGAACGAUCGCAAGCGUAUCAACUGGCGUCCCGUUAUUGGCGGUAUGCUUUCGCAGUACAUUAUUGCGCUUUUCGUGCUUCGCACCGGCGUCGGUUACGAUAUUUUCAAGUUCAUUGCGGACCGUGCCGGUGACUUGCUUGGCUUCGCCAACCAGGGAACGGCCUUCCUCACUGCUGAGAGUGUGCUUGAUCUUCACUGGUUCAUCACUGGCGUCAUUCCUCCCAUCAUCUUCUUCGUCGCCAUUGUCCAGGUCCUGUACUUUAUUGGCUUCCUCCAGUGGUUCAUCGGCAAGUUCGCAACCUUCGUCUUCUGGGCCCUUCGCGUCUCUGGUGCUGAGGCUGUCGUCGCUGCCGCCACUCCCUUCAUCGGUCAGGGCGAGUCUGCCAUGUUGGUUCGUCCUUUCGUCCCUCACAUGACCAAGGCCGAGAUCCAUCAGAUCAUGACUUGCGGUUUCGCAACCAUUUCUGGUUCCACCCUCGUCGCCUACAUCAACUUGGGUCUCAACGCCCAGGCCAUGGUGUCAUCAUGCGUCAUGUCCAUCCCCGCCUCCAUCGCCAUCUCCAAGCUUCGCUACCCCGAGAAGGAGGAGACUUUGACUGCGGGAAAGGUCGUCAUCCCUGAUGACGAUGAGCACGAGGCCAAGAACGCCAUCCACGCUUUUGCCAACGGUGCUUGGUUGGGUAUCAAGAUUGCCGGUACCAUUGUUGCAUCGAUUCUUUGCAUCUUGGCCUUCAUCGGUCUCGUCGAUGGUCUGCUGACCUGGUGGGGUGGCUACAUUAACAUCAACGACCCUCCUCUGACUCUCAACUUGAUUACUGGUUACAUCUUUUACCCAGUUGCGUUCCUGCUGGGUGUUCCCCGUAAUGGCGACCUCCUCAAGGUUGCUCGCUUGAUCGCCCUCAAGGUCAUCGCUAACGAGUACGUUGCCUUCACCGAAAUGAAGACGCCCGAGUACCUCGAUCUCUCUCCCCGAUCCCAGCUCAUUGCGACAUAUGCCCUUUGCGGUUUCGGUAACAUUGGAUCCCUCGGUAUUCAGAUCGGUAUCCUUGGUCAGCUAGCCCCCAGCCGUGGUGGUGAUGUCAGUGCCAUGGCGAUUUCUGCGCUCAUUUCUGGCGUCAUGUCGACUUUGACGUCCGCCGCUGUUGCUGGUCUUGUUGUUACCCACCAAGUAACAAACCUUACGGCUAAGCAGAGUAAUGCUGAGUGGAACACCGGCUUUGCGCGCGUUCUCACAUGGUUUAUCUGUGUUGCUCAAGUCAUUUAA
Molecule: messenger RNA, 2004 nt
Organism: Colletotrichum godetiae
Lineage: Eukaryota; Fungi; Ascomycota; Sordariomycetes; Glomerellales; Glomerellaceae
Product: NupC family nucleoside transporter
Exons: 3
Coding region: 1-2004 (667 amino acids)
Biological process (GO): nucleoside transmembrane transport
Cellular component (GO): plasma membrane
Molecular function (GO): nucleoside transmembrane transporter activity; symporter activity
Source: RefSeq, a predicted model, not a curated record